Molecule: messenger RNA, 3581 nt
Organism: Macadamia integrifolia
Lineage: Eukaryota; Viridiplantae; Streptophyta; Magnoliopsida; Proteales; Proteaceae
Product: probable cellulose synthase A catalytic subunit 8 [UDP-forming]
Exons: 11
Coding region: 527-3100 (857 amino acids)
Biological process (GO): cellulose biosynthetic process; plant-type primary cell wall biogenesis
Cellular component (GO): plasma membrane; trans-Golgi network
Molecular function (GO): cellulose synthase (UDP-forming) activity
Source: RefSeq, a predicted model, not a curated record
AGUCCUGUCUUAAAAAGGAAAGCGAUCAUUUCGGUCCAAAGACUCCAAAAUCCAUCUCCUCAAGUCCAUCCAUUGUUCAUUAACGGUUACAGGCCUAGCAAAGCAAGACAACCAAACCCCUUCAAACCAGAGAAUGUUUCCGUUUUUUUCUCCUUCAAGGGUCAAACUUCAAACGUCGGACGAUAGACCCCCGAGUCUCGCUCGCUCGCUGGCUUCUCUCCCUGAGACCAUGUCAUCGUCUUUGCACCACACCGACAUUACCCAUAUUUUCCUUUCUUCGAUUUCAAGUCGCAAAAGCGGCCUUCAAUGGAAGAACCCUCCUCCAAGAAAACACCUCUUUCCAUUCUCCGUGUUUAUGAUACACUGUUGCUUUAGGUGGGACACACUCUUAUGGAAGCAUGUGGACUCUAGCAUAAUUAAUUGAACAAUGCCUCUGAAUCUCUUACAUGGGCACUGGUGAAGUGUGAAAUCAAGGAGGCAGGCCCUGUACAGAUUUUGGUCAGGGUUUCCUUAACCACCAUUUGUCAUGAGUUUCAAAUCUGUUAUUUGGAAGGAAAGGCUUAGUCAGUGGAAUCUGGCAAGGGAAAAUCUUUUAUGCAGAAGCAGAAACACAAAUGUGUUACCUAAUGCAAACGAGCAUGCUCCUCCGGAAGAGGAGAAACUGCUCCAGAUGGAAAUGGAUAGUGAGCUUCGACAACCUCUUUCAAGAAAGAUACCGAUGUCCGCUUCAAUGAUCAAUCCAUAUAGGGUUAUUAUCCUCUUCCGCCUAGUAAUCUUGGCCUUUUUCCUCCGGUACCGAUUGACCCAUCCUGUCAAGAAUGCACAUGGGCUUUGGUUAGCUUCCGUCCUUUGUGAGGUGUGGUUUGCCUUAUUUUGGAUAAUAGACCAGCUUCCUAAGUUGCUUCCUGUGAACAGACGAACAUAUCCUGAACGCUUAUGCUUAAGGUACAACAAACCAGGGAAGCCAUCUGAGCUUCCUUGCAUUGAUAUCUUUGUUGGCACUGCUGACCCGCUGAAGGAGCCACCUCUUGUCACAGCAAACACUAUCCUUUCCAUUCUUUCUGUAGACUACCCGGCUGAAAAAGUUUCAUGCUAUGUUUCUGAUGAUGGAGCAGCUUUGGUAACACUUGAAACUCUAUUGGAAACCUGUGAAUUUGCAAAAAAGUGGGUACCAUUUAGCAAGAAGUUCAGUAUCGAGCCUCGGUCUCCGGAGUGUUACUUCUCACAAAAGGUUGAUCGCUUGAAAUUUAACACAUUCCCAACUUUUUUCAAGGAACGAAGGCUAAUGAAGAGGCAGUAUGAGGAAUUCAAACUCAGGAUAAAUGGCCUUGUCGCUAGGUUUCAAACUGUUCCUCCUGGAGGUUGGUCUAUGAAGGAUGGCACUCCAUGGCCUGGGAAUAAUGCUGGAGAUCAUCCAGGAUUGAUACAGAUAUUACUAGGCCAUGGGAGUGAAGCAUUGCCUCAACUAGUCUAUGUAUCACGUGAAAGGCGCCCUGGUUUCCAGCACCACAAGAAGGCGGGUGCCAUGAAUGCUCUGGUUCGAGUUUCUGCUCUACUUACAAAUGGGGCUUACAUUCUAAAUCUUGAUUGCAAUCACUAUAUAAACAACAGCCAAGCACUCCUAGAAGCUAUGUGCUUUAUGAUGGGCCGAAGAAACAGGAAGAAGGUGUCCUAUGUUCAAUUUCCCCUGAGAUUUGAUGGUAUUAAUGCAAACAAUCGGUAUGCAGACCACAAUACAGUCUUCUAUGAUAUCACCUUGAAAUGUCUUGAUGGAAUACAGGGGCCUCUUUAUGUUGGUUCAGGAUGUUUCUUAAGCCGAAAAGCUUUAUAUGGUUAUGAUGCACCUCUAGAACCGUUAGCUUGCCAAGAAAACCAGUUGGCUCCUAUGAAGUUCAGUUCUGUGGACAACCAUGUUUCUUUCAACUCGACUCCAGUUGUUGAUGAAUCCAGGUCAAGAUUACUAGUGGAUUCUAGCAAUCUGGAAAUGGAAUCUCAUCCUGAAUUUCUUAGCAUGGAGAAGUGUUUUGGUCAGUCUCAAUUACUUCUUGCAUCAAAUCUUGUUAAUGAUGAUAGCUUCACAGAAUCUGUAAGUCCUAAUGAAAUCCUAAGAGAAGCAGUCCACGUAAUUAGUUAUGAUUAUGAAGAUAACACUGCGUGGGGGAUAGAGAUUGGUUGGAUAUAUGGCUGUCAGACUGGGGAUAUUCUAACUGGCUUUAAGAUGCAUACUCGUGGAUGGCGAUCUAUAUAUUGUAUGCCGCAGCGUGCCGCUUUCAGAGGAUCUGCGCCCAUCAGUCUUUCUGAUCGCUUAAGUCAGGUUCUCCUGUGGGCCGUUGGCUCCAUUGAGAUUCUUUUCAGUCGACAUUGUCCAAUCUGGUAUGGAUAUGGUGGCAGGCUGAAAUGGUUAGAGAGGAUUGCUUACAUAAAUAAUACCAUAUAUCCUCUUGCUUCUUUCCCCCUGCUUAUAUACUGUACUCUACCAGCCAUAUGCCUAGUAACCGGAAAAUUUAUAAUUCCAAUGGAUUCUAUUCAAGCAAGUGUCUGGCUUGGGAUUCUUAUCAUAUCAAUUUGGGCUAAUGGAGUCCUCGAGAUUAGAUGGAGUGGAGUCAAUAUUCAAGAGUGGUGGAGAAAUCAGCAGUUCUGGUUAAUUGCUGGAGUGUCCUCUCAUUUAUUUGCUGUUUUCCAGGGUUUGACCAAGGUCGUGCUCGGCUUCAAACCUAGUUCAAGGUUAAUAACAAAGACGUCCACAGUGGAUAAUUCUAUGGAGUUUUACUCAUUCAAGUGGACAUCACUUCUGAUCCUGCCAACAACAUUGAUUUUCAUCAAUCUGUGGGCUGUGUUCAUUGGAAUAUCUUCAGCUGUCGGUGGAGAUCCUGGCUCGUGGCGCUUUCUGUUUGCUAAGCUCUUCUUUGCUUUCUUGGUUAUUAUCCAUCUCCAUCCGUUAUUGAAGGGCUUGUUAGUUCGCAAAUGCCAGAUGCCAACGGUAGUGAUUGUUUGGUCAGUUCUUCUCACAGCCCUUUUUUCUGUUCUAUGGCUCCGGCUUGAUCCUUUUACUAUUAGGUUCAGGGGACCUGAUGUGAAGGACUGUGGCAUUGAAUGUUGAUUCUGAUCUCCCUCAUCUUUCCAAAUUAUUUCUACUGUAUGCUUUGCUCUAACAUGUGCACACUCCUCUCGGUUGAGAAUGUACUUAAAAGAGGGUUUUGGGGGUUGAACUGGUUUCUGUUUAUACUGCCAAGAUCAACGAAGAUCAAACCUCAGUAGAGAUAUAGUGUUUUGGCGUCCAUUUCCUCCUCAAAGCAAUUCUGAGCAAUCAUUAUAAGUGAAGUUCUCGCUGCACUGAUCAUGGAAGUUUUGUGAGAUGCGGCUGGCAUCAGAGGUUUCAAGUGGUGAUUCCAUCUGGGCAUUGAUUUAUGGCAUGCGUAGCUUUAGAGCCCACUGAUGCCGCUACAUCAAUGCAAGAUAUGUGUCCCAUAUUGUAGCAGCAGAAGCCAUGGGUAUGUAUAUUUGAUAAUUCUUAUUAAUUUUUCUGGUACUGGAUAAUUAUCAUUAUUGGUUGUGCAAUAUAUGAUGACCUUUGUAUCUCA